Messenger RNA from Oikopleura dioica, 6414 nucleotides. The record is from the annotation of a GenBank genome assembly. Lineage: Eukaryota; Metazoa; Chordata; Appendicularia; Copelata; Oikopleuridae.
AUGAGCGUUUGCGCAGCCUUUGAUCGUCGCGGAAGAUGCAUUUACGCUGGCAACUCGAAGGGCAAAGUCUUCAUCAUUUGCGCGAAGAAGUACAAGCUGCUCAAAGCGUUCAAAGUCGGCAACACGUCCCAAGGUGUCAAGGACAUCAAAUUCGCGCGGAAAACGCGAAAAGGCGCGCAUUUUCUGGUGAACUCCGUCGAUCGAGUUAUUCGUGUUUAUGACAGCUCGAAAAUAAUUAGCGACUACUCGAUCCCCGAGGGGAAACCACCUUGCGUAUCAACGAUUGAGCCUAUUCAACGGCUACAGGAUCUCGUGAACAGAACGCUGUGGAAGACAUGCGUUUUCUCGGGCGAUGGAAUGUUUGUGUGCGCGGGAAGCGCGAAGCAACACCAGAUUUACAUUUGGGAAAAAGAACGCGAGAUCAAAUCGGGAAACACGAAUUUAGUCAAAAUUCUCGAGGGAACUCGAGGAGAGCAAUUGCUAGAUCUUGUCUGGCAUCCGGUGCGGCCCAUCGUUGUUUCAGUUUCGAAUUGUAUGAUGACCGUGUGGUCGAGAAAUCAAGUCGAAAACUGGUCCGCCUUUGCUCCUGAAUUCACAGAGCUCGAUGAAAACGUCGAAUACGUUGAAAAAGAAUCCGAAUUCGACGAAGAAGACGAGGAUAAAUCUCUUCCUCCAGAUGAAGAUGUGCUUUAUCAAGACAUCGAAAUCGACGUUGAAAAAGUCGAAAAGAUCGAAGCCUUUUUCUCCAGCGACGAAGAAGAUUUCGACGACGGUUGCAUUUAUAUUCCAGUAGCUCCCGACAUAGAAGACCCAGAAGACAAUCCGGCCUUGCCACUACUUGACUUACUGCCAUACAUGUUUAACAUUCGAGGCAACAAAAAGGGGAGUGAUGGAGUUCGCAAGUCAAUACAGAAGCUCCUCGACCCGAAGCGCGAUCCGGACAAGCGCCUUGCAAACCUCCGCCAUAUCAUUGAAAAUGCCACUCAGGUAGCAGACCAUCAGACGAUAUUCUAUCAAUUUGACACGCACUUCUUCUAUGUCUUUUAUGAAAACUUUCUCAUCACGGAGCAAAAGCUCCGGGGUCAAACUGGUCGGCGAGGGCAGGAAGAGCUCGAGCAAAUCAUUUGGGUCCUCGAGGAGAUGAUCUUUUUAAUGCCAGACAAGAUCAACCAACGCUGGCAGUACAACUCAAUCCUGGACGUUGUCAAGCGUUUGAUCCACCCUGAGAAUUGUCUUCACACGCGAAUUCGAGGGACGGAGAUCUUUCUCCAGUGGUUUCAAGCGUUGCAGGACAACGCUGGCGAGCAUGCGAGAAUGAUCUAUGCUAGCCUUAUCCCCGGAAUGCCUAGUCCAAAGGGCUCCGAUGGCCGAAGCCAUACACUAUCUUCGUUGAUCAACGAAAACGUAGGAGGCAUCAUCACUCCUGUUCCGAUACAGCCGAUCGUCCCACCCGAAGUAAAAGAAAGUCAGGAUCAAAACUGGUACCUGAUAAAGAUCUUCACACAGACAGUGAUCGGUACGAUGGCCACUUACUCCGCUGCUUUCAAGUGGAAGGACAAGAAGCUGGAGAAACGAGGCUUUGAAUUCAUGUGGGACAUGUUCAAGGAAUACUAUCUCCAGAAUAUCUUUACCGAUUUGGACCUAUCCACGGAUAUUUAUAAUACAUCCUUGCAGCUUCAUCUAACAAUUCCACAGCAGCACGACUACGUGAAAUAUAUCGACGACACGGGCUCUGUGGAUUCGGCUAUUUCGGCAAAAGACGAUCUUCUCCCAGCUCGUGUCGCUUUUAUCCAGUGGCUCGUUCAGUACUGCAUCGAUGUUCCGGAGAGCGAAAACACGCCGAAAAAGACCCGACAGAGCAAGGGGCAAAUGGAAACGCUUGACGAAACCGACGAGCUCAGCAGUCAUGAAAACAACUCGUCUACAACUGAAAACGACAAGGAAAGCGUUUCAUCUUCGUUCGAGUCCGAAGAAGAGCACAGAAGACACGGCAAGAUUAUCCGCGCUACGGUGUUUUCGAACCGCGAAAACGUAAAUUUAGUGCAUGAAAUCUUCCGCCAGGCGUUUCUUCUACCCUUUGUCAAGGUGGACGAUUGUAUUUAUGACAAAGAAAAGGCGAUUAGCCCGGCGGGAGUGGUGAUCAAAGCCUUCAGCAUGUGGCUGAACGCGAACGAAGGACGGCAGCCUCCUUGUGUCAAACCGGUUUGGUGCGAGGAGCCAAAGUACGAUGGCUCGCCAGAAGACAUCGUUCGUGCUGGCGACCAGGCGGCGUUACAAUCCUUCAUCGUCAACUCGUCGUAUGUCUUCCUUCUGAACCCAAAACCUGACAUGAUCGAAAUGCACUCGUGCACUUGCAAAGACGUCAUCAAUCAGUACCGCUCGAUAAUUAUGCACUUGGAGAUGAAUGACGACACGUGGAAUCAACUGCUUAUUAUUCUCGUGCACAUCACUCGUGCCCAUUUGAACAACGCAGAUUCGCCAAAUGGUGCAUUAUCCAGCAGUGUAACGCAGCCGUUGAUUCAGACACUAAUCGUCGCGUGGAUCAAGGCGUCUUUGUACGCUGCUGUUUCUUCAGAACUAUGGAACGACAUGCUGAUGCUGAGCAAGGAAAUGACGCAUUUGUCAGUGCUCAUCACGGAAUGGGCCAAAACGAUGGAGGUCGUGUCCAACAUGCUCAUUCAACAUGUUUACAACCUCGACAUCGACGCACUUCCCCUCGACCGCUCUGGUGCUAGAAGACGAGGUAAGCGAAGGCCAGCAGAAGCUCCAAAAGAAACGCAACAAAACACGGCUCAGCAAGGAGCGGCAGGGCAUCAGCUAGCAUCGCCAAUUUCCGCGCCAGAUGGGGCGUCAAUCCGCGACCCGAAGUUUUUCUCGAAAUCGCAACUUGAUGGACAAAAUGCUGGACAGGAAGCUGACUCGAGGAUAAAACGAGCUCACUCGGAUGCCGAGCUUUUCAAAACUGGCGAAAACGGUAGCCUGCGGUACCGAACCCGCUCAGGUGGUUCUUUCAAAGGGCCAAAGACUGGUGACAGCGAGUCGUUUUCUGCCAGAUUCAACAACACUGAUGGUGGUGAGUCGGAGACUGCUUCGCUCACCCAAGAUUGGAAUCCUGCGAUUAAUCACCAGGAUCAUGUGUCUGAAAGUUUUGAUGAAACACCGCCGAUGGUUUUUGGAAAUAAAACGGGUAACUCAACAUUCGCGCGCUCGGAAUCCGACAUGGGAUUUGGCCCUUACGACACGAACUCGAUCAUCAUCCGCAACGAUGUUAAUCCAGAACUGCCAGAUGAGUUUACGGACAUCGAUGAGGACACAACUGUCAUGGCUGGUGGUCGAAAGACUGGCUGGUCAGCGGAUGUCGCCUAUGUUUUGUGGAAGCGGAUUCUCGGUGUACUUGGGGAUGUGAAUAAAAUCGAAAAUCCAGAGAUUCACGCACGCGUCUUUGGCUACCUGCACAAGCAAUGGGAGAUUUUGUAUAAGGUGCGCAAUAACCUUGCAGUUUCAGUGACGAACACUGAGACGCCAGAGCCACCCGAGCUAGUUCCUCCGCUUUACUUAUUCGUUCCCUGGUGUCUUGGUGCAUUUCAACUCGACUCUCGUUUCCAAGAUGGUCAGUCACUCGCUCUGGAGCUCAUUUGCCGCCAGUUCAUCGUCAAUAUCUACAACGACUAUGAGCUGGAUACGCACAUGGUUUGCCAGUUCUAUCGCUUGCUACGCUGGUCUCUAGUCCAAACUGACAAUCUCGAGUUCACCUACAAAGCUGUCAAAAGCUGCGGCGGUGGAUUCUUUUCCCGAAAUCUUCCUGGCUCUCAAGUGCUCAUUCCGCACUUUCUCGACGCUUGUGAAAAAAUUGCCAAAUCCUCCGAUCUUGACGAUGGUUGCCCACGCGUGGAAGCACAGCAACUGGUUCAAUCCCUCAUCUUUGUAACUAGAGACGAUGAAGAGUACCAGCGACGAAUUGGCGAGUUUAUCAUUUCUUCUUGCCAAUUUGAUCCGUCGGGCCACUCUCGAUGCGUUGCUUUUCAAUCCCUUUCUCUUUGGCUCGUCAGUCGACUGACUAUGCCAGACCCUUCUCUGCCUGAUAUUGCCAAAGCCUUGUCAAUCUGCCUGAUGUCGAUCAAAAGAUCUGAUGACAUAAAUGUCGCUGUCGCCGCUGUAAGCUGCCUCAGAACUCUUGUCAAAUACAACAAAGAACUUCUCUCGCUAUGUCGCAGUUUGUACUGCACGAUUCUCACCGUCCUGCCCUUGAUUACAUCCGAUCUAAUGUUGAAGUAUUCGACGAGAUUACGGGAAAACAGGCUUUUUACAGUUCUGCUUUUCUUGAUUGCAGAAUGGACAUUGUCUAUCGAGCCAGCCGCACUUCUGGAGCCGCUCAAUAUGGAAUUAACCGAGGAAACCUGUAUAUUCGAAGUGAUUGUAAAAACGUUCAAGAUCGCAACGGGCGAUCGCUCCACUUCCUUUGAAUUCGACCUGUCCGCACUCCAAACCGACCUCUUCGAUCCAAACACCAUCAUCGCGCCCAUCAACGAGUGGACUGCCGAGAACUCUACUGAUGAGCCACGGGGCAAUCAAAAAUUCAAGCAAGCUGCUCAAUGCUGCUUGGACAGAAUAACCAUUCAUUUGAAUCAUUUUCCCCUUAAAUUUGGCCCAACUCUGAUGUCCUCCACCAUUCUAGAUAGCGACGGAACUGACCUUGACGAUACCCAAUUGCUAGAAAGUAAAAACUGUCAAUUUAUUUCAAUCGACGAGCGGUGUAUUGUGACUUUGAUUGAAUUCGAAGACAAAGUUCGAGUAAUAACAAGAACACACGCAGGAAAACACUCCUGGAGUUGCCAGAUUCUGGACUCGCUAGAAAACGAGAUAGAUGUCAAAGAAGAAAUAAACAAAGAAGAAGGGACCGCUUCAGAAAAAGGGACGGAAAGCUUGGCUAGCGAUUCAGACUACAUUGGAUCGGAUUCGCUAGAAAAGACACAUAGUACUAGCGACUUUCUGGACAAUCGAGAGGAGAAUCAGUCGUAUUCACUGGCCGAUUACUGGCAAUAUGGGGAUCAUGAGCAGCUUGAGGACGAAAGUGUUCUGAAUAUUGAGACUUCUUUGCCGACUAGUGAAUCGCCCCUUCAGAUUGGAUGCAAAGAUCGUCUAGAACAAAUGCUUCGUUAUAUCAACUCGAAGUCUCAAGAAUGUCUAAUCGACGUGCCUCUGACUGUGCCUUCGAAAGCUCCUUUUAGUGAGGAAUUCGAGCACCGAAUCAUCGACACCAUCAAAGAACAAUUCAUCGUCGAGCUUCAGUCGCGCCCGCGUCUUCGCCUCACAGACUCGCAUUUUUUCAACGCCAAGCCAAAACCGUCGACUGCUUCUAUUAUCGACAAUACGUUCUGGCGCUCUAGAUUUCUGCUUUCGCAGCUGGGCUUUCUCACGUGGGAGAAGAGGCAAAAAGUCGACUUGCUCCAUAAAGUGGAGCGUCUCAAGCGCGAGUUAAAAAAUCUCGACAAUCGAGGGCCAAUCCGCGAGAAUCACAAGUUCGCUUGCAUUUAUGUCGGCAAUGGCCAAGAGGACAAACAGUCGAUUCUUUCGAACAAAGCUGGAUCUCGGGCAUUUGAGAACUUUGUUCGCUCUUUGGGCUGGGAAAUCGAGCUGUCUAACCAUCGAGGGUACAUGGGAGGCCUCCAAGACAACGGGAGCACGGGCUUCUCUUCGAUUUAUUACGCCGACUCGUCUUUAGAAUUAAUGUAUCAUGUUUCGACCAUGUUCAACCACGAAGAGCCUGCCCAUAUAAAAGUGCGUCAUAUUGGCAACGACAACGUGCAAAUAAUCUGGUCUGAGCACUGGCGCGAGUACCGUACAUCAAUAAUUUCGUCUGAAUUCGCUGACGUUGUCAUUUGCAUCUACCCACUUUCCAAGGACAACUUCUUCCGCAUUAGAAUCAUUCAAAAGGAGAACUUGCCCUUCUUUGGUCCGCUGACAGACAACAUGAUUGUUUCUGGCGAUGUUCUUGGAGUUCUAGUGCGUGAAACGGCGGUGAACGCAGCCAGAGCUCUUAGGAGCAAAAUUGAUGGAUAUCGACAUUUCUUCGAAGAUCGCAAUUCCUACUUGGUGGAGACGAUCAGAAAGCUACGGCUGCCGACGAACAACAGUUUCGAAAAGUACUGCACUGAGCUUCUCCACCCCUCAUGCGGAGCCGAACCCUCGGAGUCCUCCGAGUCCGGCUCCGUUGCCAACUCUCUUCAAUCGAGCUCAAUCUUCUCCGUGAGCUACAAGAAGACCUCGGAGCCACGCGCGCGCACUGAAUCUGUCAUCUCUGACGGCGACCUGACACCCAAGAUCGGCGCGCACUCGCGUUUCUCCGCAGCCCCCAACGCAGGCACCAGUGGUGGGGGACUGCUCCCCUCCACGCCAAGCCACGAGCUUGGAUGA